GGCGGAAAGCUUGGUGUUUGUGUUACUAAGAGUUGGAUUGAAAAUAAGCAAAUGAUUGAUGCAAUCAGAAUCCUUAAGUCAGGUGACAGUGACGACCUGCAAAACCUUUUACAAACAUUCAAUAUACAUUCUCGUGAUGCAGACAACAAUACGUUGCUUCAUCAUGCCUGUUUAUUAGGCAAUGUUAAAGCUGUACGUCUUCUGUUAGAUAGCGGCGUUCAUGCAAAUGCCUCCAAUAUUGAUGGACAGACUCCAAUUUGCGAUGCAGCUCUAAGCGGAUCAGCUGAGAUAAUUUCUCUUUUAUUAAGAAGUAAAGUUGAUGUUAAUCCACCAUCUUAUUGGGGUUCUCCGUUAAUCUAUGCCACACAGAAUGAAUCUAUAAAUGCAAUGAAGGUUUUGAUAGAUGCUGGUGCAAGUUUAAAUUCUCCCGAACGCAAUGGCCUUUGUCCGCUACACAUAGCUAUCCAAAGGAGAUUUUAUGCUGGUGUUUACCUUCUGCUUUCUAAAGGUGCAGACCCGAAUUGUGGAGUACGAUUGACAACUCCUUUACAUAUGGCAGCGAAAUUGAAUGAUGUCGACAUAACAUAUUUACUUUUAGAAUUCGGGGCAUCUCCGACUUCCCUAGAUAAAGAUAACCGUACUCCAAUUGAUUAUGUGCCAGAUACGAGUCCAGUUUAUCAAUUAUUAAAAUCUGUACAAAAUCAAGUUCCAUCAUUACAAUCUAUUUCAAGACUGACUAUAUUUUCUUUAUUACGUUCUGCUAAAUUAUCACCAGUUAAUGAACUUUACUUACCAAAUAUUUUAAAGGAUUAUCUUUCAUUUCGUCAUUUUCAUUUUGUAACUGAGUAAAUAAUAUCGAACGAAUCUAUCCUACUUACCUCCUUACCUACCUACCUACCUACCUACCUAUCUAUCUAUCUAUCUAUCCACACAUCUAUCUAUCUAUC
Molecule: messenger RNA, 947 nt
Organism: Schistosoma spindalis
Lineage: Eukaryota; Metazoa; Platyhelminthes; Trematoda; Strigeidida; Schistosomatidae
Source: the annotation of a GenBank genome assembly